Molecule: messenger RNA, 258 nt
Organism: Diplodia corticola
Lineage: Eukaryota; Fungi; Ascomycota; Dothideomycetes; Botryosphaeriales; Botryosphaeriaceae
Exons: 2
Coding region: 1-258 (85 amino acids)
Source: RefSeq, a predicted model, not a curated record
AUGUCUGCUGCCACCGCCCGUGUUUACGUCACCGACGACUACUCCGCCCCUAUGUCGCCUCAGCACAACUUUGCCAACCACUACGACUUGGACGACCCCACCACCUCCAUGAGCCUCUACGCUCGUGUGAUGCACGAGCACACGAAGCACCAGCUUGAGAGCGCCACCUCCUCUGCUCGGAGACGGUCGCAGGGUGGCAGCAACGCCAGCAUUUCGUCCGAGUCCAGCCACGGCUCCGUCAGUUCCUCUUCCUCAUAG